ACAAUUAUAACAACCGAACACAAGCUACCUAGCUGACGACUGUUACUGUACACCGAGUAAAGUUAUAUGGUGUUAGAGGUGACAAUACCAAUUAACAGUUUUAGUAUUUAUGCCUUGGAGGCGGCCAGUCAUGUAGGAGAUCCUGAGGUCAAAGAACAACUGGAACAAGUCAAGUCGUUGAGUCGUUGACGUUAUAAUGUUAUUACAGCAAUUUCAACCUGUCUACUCACAAAGCUUCCUAAUGGAAGACCCUUCGGAUCUCUUGCCAAUAUCAUUGAGGAACCUCGAGUAAGCCAUCCUGCAAGUAGAAAUAUAUCAAGGAAUUAACUGACAAUUGACUUGCAUCUUUCAAGAGCCAAGAUGUUUCGACAAUGUGCACAUGCUGGUGCAGCUGUAGUCAGCAGGACACUUCAAGAGCAGGCAGCUUGGAAAGUGUUUGUUACUUCGCAUCCCAGACCAAAAUACUCUGUAUGCAGACAAGAAUACAGAUUUAAAACAAAUUUGUCAUCCAGCACAAGAUCUUUUGCCACCUUACCAUUGGAGGCACAAGUUGUAGUUUGUGGAGCUGGUGUGGUUGGUAACAGCAUUGCAUAUCAUCUGACUCGUGAAGGUUGGACUGAUGUUGUUGUGCUGGAACAAAAUGAGAUAGGAUCUGGGACAUCUCACAACGGCUCAGGUGUCUUGGGAGUGUUCAAACCAUCAGCAGAGAGGCAGAUUGUUACCUACUCUGUCAAUCUAAUUAAAAAACUCCAGGAUGAGGGUUAUAAUUUAGGUUUCACCCAGUGUGGUAGUUUAAACCUGGCCCAGACGAGGGAGAGAGCCAUUGCUCUCAAGCGUAGGCUUGCUUACACAAAACCAUCAGGCCUAGAAUGUGAGUGGUUGGACCGUCACGAAAUCAAACGUCGACACCCGCACCUUUACACUGCUGACCUGGAAGGUGGUGUUUGGGUACCAGGUGAUGCAGUGGCUGACCCUUUUGCUGUGUGUGUCACUCUGGCUUCACUUGCACAGAGACAAGGUGCCUUAUAUGUGGAAAACUGCUCUGUAGAACGUAUAGUGACAGAUGAAGUACCACACUCACAGAUUGUCCCAAGAGUCACAUAUAUUGAAACCUCCCAGGGUACCAUCCAUUGUGAAUAUUUUGUCAACACUUCUGGAAUGUGGGCUCGCAAGUUGGGAGAAAAGAGUUCACCAAAAGUCCGCAUUCCAGUUUUUCCAGCUGAGCACUUCUAUUUGCAUACAAAGCCAGUAUUGGAGGCAUUAGAGGAGCUACCAGUUGUUCGAGAUUACGAUUCACACACGUUUUGCCUCACACGCAACCAGCAGUAUAUUGUGGGAGGCUUCGAGCACGAGGCCAAGCCAGCAUUUGAGAAUGGCAUUCCUCACAACUGGAGGGAAUCUUUGAAAGGAGAUGAUGAACACUUCAGACCCAUUUGUGAGGCAGCAGAGCACCGCUUCCCCAUAUUGAAAGAUUUUCAGUAUCAGCCUCUAGUCAAUGCACCAGACAACUUUACACCUGAUGGAAAGUGGAUUUUGGGAGAAACACCCGAGAUUGAUAAUUAUUUUGUGGCAGUUGGAAUGAAUGGCAACAGUUUACAAGGUGCCGGGGGUGCCGGGCAGGCUAUAGCAGAGUGGAUUAUGUAUGGUUCAUUAGCGACAGAAAUGUUGCCUUUUGAUGUAAGACGCUUCAUCGAUCUUCACAAUAAUCGACGCUACCUUAAAGAAAGGACGAGGGAAGUGGUGGGCAGGCACUAUGAAAUUCUAUAUCCAAUGCAGUGUGAGUACAGAUUGGCAAGAAAGUUACGAUGUUCCCCCAUCUAUAGUGAACAGGAAGCUCGAGGGGCUGUUUUUGGAACUCGCAUGGGCUUUGAACGACCUUUAUAUUUUGACAAUACACACAGUAAAACAGAUAUGCCAGCACAAAUGCCAGCUGGUUCCUUUAGAAAACCGUUUUUCAUGGAUUGUGUUCGUGAGGAAUACCAGGCAUGUAGAGAAGGUGUGGGUAUCAUUGAUCUGUCGUCCUUUACAAAAAUUAAAGUUACGUCAGCAGGACUAGAUAAAAAUAAGCAGUUUGAUGCAGAUGAAAUGAAGUCUGCAGGGAAUCAGGUGGUUGAAUAUAUGCAGAAACUUUGCAGCAAUGAUGUCAACAUGCCAGUUGGUGGAGUAAUUCAUAGUGGCAUGCAGAAUGAGCGUGGAGGCUUUGAGAAUGAUUGUCUCCUUAUACGCCGAACAGAUAACAGCUACUUGAUGUUAGCCCCCACAACUCAGCAGACCCGCAUCAUGGACUGGAUGAGACGACAGAUCACAGCUGAAGCUUGUGUGUCUGUGUCAGAUGUGACGUCUAUGUACUCUGUGCUUAGCGUUGUGGGGCCAAAAUCAAGAGAAAUGUUGUCCCUAAUGUGCAAUAAUAAUCUUGUGUUUUAUGGACAUAUGGCAAAGGAAAUCAAUGUAGCCUAUGCAUCAGGAGUGAUUGUGCUGUCAUUUACACACAUGGGAGAACCUGGCUAUACCUUGCUCAUCCCUGCAGAAUAUACUCUCCACAUCUAUAAUCAACUCAUGAAGAUUGGACAUGAUUAUGGUAUUCGCAAUGUGGGUAUGUUGACUAUGCGUUCAUUACGUGUUGAAAAAUUUAUUCCAUUCUGGGCAGAAGAACUGGACUCUACCACAACCCCAUAUGAAGUGGGUCGUGGUUAUAAAGUCAAACUUAAUAAAGAAUAUUUCAUUGGCAAAUUUGCCCUGAUGCGCCAGGCAAGCCAAGGUUUGAAGAAGAGAUUGGUUCAUUUAGCUCUGGAUGACUGUUUUGACCCUGAUGAGGAUAUUUGGCCCUGGGGAGGUGAACCUAUUUAUCGCAACAAUAUCUUUGUUGGCAACACUACAUCAUCAGCCUUUGGACUUACUUUAAAUAAGAUGAUAUGCCUGGGAUUUGUUCGGCACCAUGACGGGAAAAACGUUACUCCUGAAUACAUCUUACAGAAUGCAAAAUUUGAAAUUGAUAUAGCUGGACGGAGGGUAGCUGCCCAUGCUUCACUUCAACCUCCCAAGAUGCCUGUAGUCAGAAUGGAUGGUUUUACUUCAUACAGACCUAAAUCACGAGGAAUUCUCACGCAGAAAUAAAGAUUUUAUCAAACAGUGUACAUACUUAAGCCGCUGAGAGGGUGGGGAAGCCGGGAUAAAUCCUCAGGGCCUGGAAAAGGGGGGAUAUAAAUAGUAAAUAUAUGUGUAAAAGGGGCCCAUAAAUUUAUCUUUACCCGGGGCCCUGGCCAGCUCUCGGGUUUCUUGUCCAUACUUAAACUUGACUAUUUAUGAAUUAAAUUUGUACAGAUAUCAAAAA
Messenger RNA from Homarus americanus (American lobster), 3331 nucleotides. RefSeq names its product pyruvate dehydrogenase phosphatase regulatory subunit, mitochondrial-like. Bases 361 to 3114 code for a protein of 917 amino acids. The transcript is spliced from 21 exons. Gene Ontology annotation, molecular function: oxidoreductase activity; protein binding. Lineage: Eukaryota; Metazoa; Arthropoda; Malacostraca; Decapoda; Nephropidae. Gene Ontology annotation, cellular component: mitochondrial matrix; cytoplasm; mitochondrion. The record is from RefSeq and is a predicted model, not a curated record.